AUGCGUAAGCGUGUCUUAUCUUCUGUGGGGCGGUGGAAACUCGCUCGCUCGUUCGAUUUCUCACUGGCAGAUCUGAAGAUUUCACUGCAUUUGUUACAUCGCCUCAUUGAGCCUCGAAGACUUUCAAUGUCUCUCUUCCCCUCUUUCUCCCUCCCUCUCUCUCUCUCUCUCUUUCUCAGAUUGCCAGAAACUCUCUCUUUCUCGUUUUCUUUCUUUUUCUUUCUCUCCCUUUUUCUUUGUUUCUUUGUUUCCUGUCUUUACCUGUGUCUUUCUUUCUCUAUUACUUUCUCUCUUUCUGUUUCUUUCUUUCUCUCUUUUUUUCUUUGUCUCUUUCUCUCUCUCUCUCUCUCUCGCACGCUUUUUCUUUCUUCUUUUUUUCGUAGACUGCCUUCUCCAAUUUAUUCAGCUAAUAGAAUCAUAUUUUUGACUGAAGAAACAUUUGUUCCCUUCUUCUAUUCGAAGCCUUUUCUCUCUCCACUCUCUCUCUUCCCCCUCUCUAUCCCCUCUCUUUCUCCCCUUUCUCUUCCCUCACUCCCUCUCUUUGACCUCUUUCUCCCCCUCUCUCUCCCCUUACUAUCUCUCCCCUUACUAUCUCUCCCUCUCCCUCUUGUCACAUACUGUGAACAUAUAUCUAUCUUUUUUUAA
Molecule: messenger RNA, 645 nt
Organism: Acanthosepion pharaonis
Lineage: Eukaryota; Metazoa; Mollusca; Cephalopoda; Sepiida; Sepiidae
Source: the annotation of a GenBank genome assembly